AUGCAUGAUUCUUCGAAGCUGGCCAAGCAGGAUGCGGAGUCUCUGGAUGUUUCUUCUCUGACCGCUCUGACCCCGGAAGUCAUAAGUCGUCAGGCGACAAUCAACAUUGGCACGAUUGGUCAUGUGGCGCACGGCAAGACCACCGUCGUGCGAGCCAUUUCAACUGUACAUACCAUCAGACACAAAACCGAACUAGUUCGGAACAUCACAAUCAAGUUGGGGUACGCCAAUGCGAAGAUCUACAAAUGCGACAAUGAUGCUUGCCCUCGACCCGCCUGCUACCGAUCUUUCGGCAGCGCGACUGAAGACACUCUUCCCUGUCCAAGAGCCGGCUGCGGUGGGACUCUUUUGCUUCAGAGACACGUGUCUUUCGUCGACUGCCCCGGUCACGACAUCCUGAUGGCCACCAUGCUAAACGGAGCAGCGGUAAUGGAUGCCGCUCUGUUGCUCAUUGCCAGCAACGAACCUUGUCCACAGCCCCAAACCAGUGAACACCUGGCUGCCGUUGAGAUAAUGCGUCUGAAGUAUAUCAUUAUACUACAAAAUAAAAUUGACCUAAUCAAAGAGACGCAGGCCCGUGAUCAGUACGAACAAAUUCUGCAGUUCAUUAAGGGCACAGUUGCUGAAGGUGCACCUGUCGUACCAAUUUCAGCCCAACUGAAGUACAAUAUCGACGUGGUCUGCGACUACAUUGUGAACCAUAUUCCUGUGCCAAUUCGGGAUUUCACUUCUGCCCCAAGGCUAAUAGUCAUCCGUUCGUUUGAUGUCAACAAGCCAGGGUGUGAGGUGGACGAUCUGCGGGGUGGCGUUGCUGGUGGGAGCAUACUUCGCGGAGUUUUGAAAGUUGGACAGAAAAUCGAGAUCCGACCAGGACUUGUUUCGAAAAGUGCAGACACCGGACGACUUACUUGCCGCCCCAUCAUUUCUUGUAUUGUCUCCUUAUUUGCUGAGCAAAAUGACCUUGCUUAUGCCGUUCCUGGAGGUCUAAUCGGUGUGGGGACCAAAAUUGAUCCUCAACUCUGCCGAGCCGAUCGUCUGGUAGGACAUGUCUUGGGUGAAGUUGGUACGCUGCCAAACAUUUAUGUUGAACUCGAAAUAUCGUUCUUUCUUCUGCGUCGACUACUGGGUGUACGCACCGAGGGGGACCGGAAGGGAGCAAAGGUUCAAAAGCUAUCCAAAGGUGAAGUACUGAUGGUCAACAUAGGAUCGCUGUCUAGUGGUGGACAUGUGAUUGCAGUCAAGGGUGAUCUCACCAAGAUCGCUCUCAACAGUCCCGUGUGUACAGAAAUAGGUGAAAAAAUCGCUCUCAGUCGCCGAGUUGAGCGGCAUUGGCGACUUAUCGGUUGGGGAAAAAUACUCCGUGGUGUCACGAUUCAACCAAUACAGUGUGAGGAAUAAUGACUCAAUCUGGUUCAAACUAGCAUAUCUACAUCAUGGUCCUUCUAUUUGACAAUUUAUACGUUGACGACCACUUCUUUCCCAGUUGUCUAUUUUUUGUUCUACUCCUCUCCUUGAUUUUCCUUUCCAAUUGCGGUCGGUUCCUUCUCUAUGUACAUUUGAAUCCCUGGUUGAAUUAGUCCUCAAUCUAUUUGGUGCCUUCUGUACAUGCGUCUUCAGUUGCAUCAGAUGUGAUGAGGUCGGUAAUGUGGGGAACAUGUCUAUUGUGAAUUAUAUCAGAGCUGG
Messenger RNA from Opisthorchis viverrini, 1683 nucleotides. RefSeq lists its product as hypothetical. Gene Ontology annotation, molecular function: GTP binding; tRNA binding; GTPase activity. Gene Ontology annotation, cellular component: cytosol; eukaryotic translation initiation factor 2 complex. The transcript is spliced from 8 exons. The record is from RefSeq and is a predicted model, not a curated record. Gene Ontology annotation, biological process: formation of translation preinitiation complex; positive regulation of translational fidelity. Lineage: Eukaryota; Metazoa; Platyhelminthes; Trematoda; Opisthorchiida; Opisthorchiidae. Bases 1 to 1398 code for a protein of 465 amino acids.